AUGGCUCCGAUCGCUACCAGCCGGGAAGAAUUUGAUGAAAUCCCCACAGUGGUGGGGAUCUUCAGUGCAUUUGGCCUGGUCUUCACAGUCUCUCUGUUUGCAUGGAUCUGCUGUCAGAGAAAAUCAUCCAAAUCUAGCAAGACUCCUCCAUAUAAGUUUGUGCAUGUGCUAAAGGGAGUUGAUAUUUAUCCUGAAAACCUAAACAGCAAAAAGAAGUUUGGAGCAGAUGAGAAAAAUGAAGUAAAGAAUAAACCAGCUGGGCCAAAGAAUUCUUUGCAUCUUGAUCUUGAGAAGAGAGAUCUAAAUGGCAAUUUUCCCAAAACAAACCUCAAAGCUGGCAGUCCUUCUGACCUGGAGAAUGUGACCCCAAAGCUCUUUUCAGAAGGGGAAAAAGAGGCAGUUUCCCCUGAUAGCUUAAAGUCCAGCACUUCUCUUACUUCAGAUGAGAAACAAGAGAAGCUGGGAACCCUCUUCUUCUCCUUAGAGUAUAACUUUGAGAAGAAAGCAUUUGUGGUAAAUAUUAAAGAAGCCCGUGGCUUGCCAGCCAUGGAUGAGCUGUCGAUGACCUCUGAUCCAUACAUCAAACUGAUGAUUCUCCCAGAGAAGAAGCAUAAAGUGAAAACCAGAGUUCUGAGAAAGACCUUGGACCCAGCUUUUGAUGAGACCUUUACAUUCUAUGGAAUACCCUACACCCAGAUCCAAGAGUUGGCCUUGCACUUCACAAUCUUGAGUUUUGACAGGUUUUCAAGAGAUGAUAUAAUUGGAGAAGUCCUUUUUCCUCUCACAGGAAUUGAAUUAACUGAUGGAAAAAUGUUAAUGAACAGAGAGAUUAUCAAGAGAAAUGUUAGGAAGUCUUCAGGACGUGGUGAGUUACUGAUCUCUCUCUGCUAUCAGUCCAUCACAAAUACUCUCACUGUGGUUGUUUUAAAAGCUCGGCACCUGCCUAAAUCUGAUGUAUCUGGACUUUCAGAUCCUUAUGUCAAAGUGAACCUGUACCAUGCCAAAAAGAGAAUCUCCAAAAAGAAGACUCAUGUGAAGAAAUGCACCCCCAAUGCAGUGUUCAAUGAACUGUUUGUCUUUGACAUUCCCUGUGAGGGUCUUGAAGAGAUAAGUGUUGAAUUUCUGGUUUUGGAUUCUGAAAGGGGAUCCCGAAAUGAGGUGAUUGGGCGAUUGGUCCUGGGAGCAGCAGCAGAAGGAGCCAGUGGAGAGCACUGGAAGGAGAUUUGUGACUAUCCCAGGAGACAAAUUGCCAAGUGGCAUGUGCUCUGUGAUGGUUAG
Mesoplodon densirostris (Blainville's beaked whale) is the source of this 1278-nucleotide messenger RNA. RefSeq names its product synaptotagmin 4 (gene SYT4). Bases 1 to 1278 code for a protein of 425 amino acids. Gene Ontology annotation, cellular component: synapse; axon; membrane. Gene Ontology annotation, molecular function: calcium ion binding; phosphatidylserine binding; SNARE binding. Gene Ontology annotation, biological process: vesicle fusion; regulation of dopamine secretion; regulation of calcium ion-dependent exocytosis. NCBI's taxonomy places the organism in Eukaryota, Metazoa, Chordata, Mammalia, Artiodactyla, Ziphiidae. The transcript is spliced from 4 exons. The record is from RefSeq and is a predicted model, not a curated record.